This is a messenger RNA of Scleropages formosus (Asian bonytongue), 1227 nucleotides long. It is a transcript of the gene tagln, whose product is annotated as transgelin. NCBI's taxonomy places the organism in Eukaryota, Metazoa, Chordata, Actinopteri, Osteoglossiformes, Osteoglossidae. Gene Ontology annotation, molecular function: actin filament binding. Gene Ontology annotation, cellular component: actin cytoskeleton. Bases 190 to 813 code for a protein of 207 amino acids. The record is from RefSeq and is a predicted model, not a curated record. Gene Ontology annotation, biological process: actin filament organization. The transcript is spliced from 6 exons.
GGGGGUGGCCGUGUCCUUUUAAGGCACUGGUUUCCUAUCUGCCAUUCGCUCAUCUCAAACUAACUCAAUGCGGUGAAGUCACUUCAACUCAUCUGCUCUUUUUAAGUCGGCACUCCUAGCGAGAGGACGCUGCACGCAGCUUGUACCAAGAGCAAGAGGCCCAGCAAGUCGUGGUGUCUUGACAUCAAGAUGGCAUCCCAGGGAGCUCCAGGUAUGGCUAACAAAGGUCCCGCCUAUGGCCUAAGCCGUGAGGUGCAGGGCAAGAUUGACAAGAAGUACGACCCUGAGCUUGAGGAAAAGCUGAUCCAGUGGAUUGUGGCCCAGUGUGGUUCUGGAGUGGGUCGACCUGAGCCCGGAAAGACUGGCUUUCAAGUCUGGCUAAAAGAUGGCUGUGUGCUGAGUGAGCUGAUUAACACCCUUUAUCCUGGAGACAAGCCUAUCAAGAAGAUUCAAACCUCUCCUAUGGCCUUCAAGCAGAUGGAACAGAUCGCUCAAUUCCUGAAUGCAGCCGAGCGCUACGGGGUCACCAAGACGGACAUGUUCCAGACAGUGGACCUUUGGGAGGGAAAGGACAUGGCAGCAGUGCAGCGGACCCUGGUGGCACUGGGCAGCAUAGCAGUUACCAAGGAUGAUGGCGCUUACCGCGGUGACCCCAACUGGUUCCACAAAAAAGCCCAGGAGAACCGAAGGGACUUCUCUGACGACCAGCUGAAAGAGGGCAAGAAUGUCAUUGGGCUGCAGAUGGGGUCCAACAAAGGAGCAUCCCAGGCUGGAAUGACAGGGUACGGCCGACCCCGGCAGAUCAUCAACUGAGGCCCCCUCCGCCGCCUUUCAUCCCCUUCAUUUCAAGGCCCCUCCUUCCCUCUGACCCUACCCCUUGCUCCUGCCCUUUAGCCAAUCCAAGCUUGGACCAGCUUCACAACAUUCAGUCUUAAAAAAUGGGUCCGACUAGUCAAGGACUUCACAGAUUCCAGACAAAAGAGUGACUAAGAGACACCAAGAUACUGACAGAUGUGCAAACUGACUUGACAUACCAUCCAAGUCUUAACCAAAACAAUUGAUCUUCUCCACACACUGAUAUGCAUGUAUGCUUAUAAAGUAUUUCAUUCAUGUAUAUUGUAAAUUAAAACCCUGAACAUUAAGGAACAAAACCACAUGCAGCCUGUUUUGUAAAACUAACUUGUAACAAGUAUGUUGAAGUUUAAUAAAAACGCAAUUCUGACAAUA